Messenger RNA from Myiozetetes cayanensis, 2202 nucleotides. It is a transcript of the gene GTF3C6, whose product is annotated as general transcription factor IIIC subunit 6. Gene Ontology annotation, biological process: transcription by RNA polymerase III. Gene Ontology annotation, cellular component: transcription factor TFIIIC complex. NCBI's taxonomy places the organism in Eukaryota, Metazoa, Chordata, Aves, Passeriformes, Tyrannidae. The coding region runs from base 1183 to 1875 and encodes 230 amino acids. The transcript is spliced from 6 exons. The record is from RefSeq and is a predicted model, not a curated record.
ACCCCCAGCCUUAGGGGAAGGGGCCGGCCUCCCGCGGGGCGUGCCCUGCCCGUGGUCACGGCGCGGCUCGGCCCCUCUCUGCCCGCCCGGCAGGGGAGCCAGGAAUAGGGCCCGGUGUGGCUGUGCCCAGGCUCGGCGGCGGGGCUGGGCACAGAGCAAGCGCUUUUCCCUGGGUCCGGCGGUUUUUUCUGCCCCUGCAGCGGUCCCGUCUCCAGAGCUACGUGGUUCUGGCGGUUCUGCUGCAGUUUUCUGGAAAAGGGCGCUGUUAGAAAGAGACUCUUCCAGUUUCACUUGCUUCCUGACCUAAGAAAAUUAUAGAAUGGGUUGGGUUGGAAGGGACCUUACAGAUCAUCUAGUUCCACCCCCCCUGACGUGCAGGGAUGCCACCCACUAGACCAGAUUGCUCAGAAACCCCAUCCAGUCUGGCUUUGAACGAUGGGGCAUCCACAACUGCACUGGGCAGCAUGUCCAGUGCCUCACCACCCUCACAGUAAAGAAUUUCUUCCUAAUAUCUGAUCUAAACCAAACCUCUUCCAGUUUAAAGCCACUCUCCCUUGUCCUAUCAUUACAUGCCCUCGUAAAAAGUCCCUCUCCAGCUUGUAGUUCUCUUCAGGUACUGGAAGUUGCUGUAAGGUGUCCCUAGAGCCUUCUCUUCCCCAUGCAGAACAAUCCCAACUCAGCCUUUCCUUGUAGGAUAGGUGUUCCAGCCCUCUAAUCAUCUUGGUGGCCUUCUUCUGGACUCACUCCAAGAAAAUCUUAAAUUACAAACUUACUCUUCUGUUAUUAUGUAUAUUUACACAUGUGUGGUUGAUGGUGACUCUUAAAAGCUUUUGUUUUUCUUGAAUAAAAUAUUUUUCAAGGCCACCUUUUUUUUGCUUUGUUUUUGCAUUUUUGUUACUCAAAAUUGUAAGGAAUCGCAUAGAGGAAUUAAUUUCAGAACAAUAUGUUAUUAAAAGUAACUAUUUCAGUGAACACAUUGCGUAACCUUCCCUGUGGUAUCAUAUUUAGGUAUGCACUAAGGCUUUGGGAAAAAAAAUUACUUUGGAAUAUGCAACUGGUCGUAUUGUUAUAAUUCAUAAAUCAUUUACUAUAUUGAUGCUCAUUUUUCAAGGGUGGAGAAAAGAGCUUCAUUCCUACCUAGGAAGAAAAGGCCAGGAAAUUCAUGUGUGAAACAGGUGUCUGAUGGAUCACUACAUUUCCCUGGGUAUUACAAGAGCUGGCUGUCUCUUGACAAACUGUAGAAUAACUCUCCUUUGGAGUUUCUUUAUUUCAAAGGAGCAGCUGGUCAUGGUGGAACUAUCGGGAAUUAUUGAUUCAAACUUCUUAGAAAAAUGUGAAAACAAAUGCAAGAUUUUGGGAAUAGAGACAGAGAGGCCCAUUUUACAAGUGGACGGAUAUGUAUUUGCAGGGGAGUAUGAAGAUACCUUGGGAACCUGUGUGGUUUUUGAAGAAAAUGCGGAGCACGUAGAUGUGGAAGGCAACCAAAAAGUGCAGCUGAAAUACAAGUGUCACACAGUGAAGAAGUUGAACAUGACACGGACCCUUCUGACAGAAAAGAAGGAAGGAGAAGAGAAUGUUGGUGGAGUGGAGUGGUUACAGAUCAAGGACAGAGAUUUUUCCUACAGCAGGCCUAAAAUGAUUUGCAAUUUUAUGCGUGAAAAGGAUGAUUCCGAGGAGUCAGGUCAGGCCCAAGACAAACUGACUGAAGAGUCAGAGGGAGAGGUGAGUGGUGAAGGAAAUUCUGACAUGAACUGUGAUCUGGAGAAGCAGCACACCUUGGAAAUAGAUGCUUCUAUUCCUCUGCCUGACAGCCCUGCUUCUGGGGCAGAGGAAUCUCCUUCUGGAAAUGCUGCCUUAGAGGAUGUCCCUUCAUGAUACCAACUUUGAUCUUGUCAUGCUUUCUUCCUGGAAUUUUACAGGCCAUGAAAUGAUUUCCACUUUACCUGAGCAAUUAAUAAUGGAAAAACAGACAUUGUGUUCUUGUGCAUUGCUUUUGUGUUUGAAAUAUAGUGGGAAGGGCUGAAGUCUUUUUAAAAAAACUGAUUUGGAAUGUAUCUAUCUCUACCUCAAACUUGAACAAGUGGAAAUGGUUACAUAAUUAAACUCAUAAUUUAGAAAAAUGUUGAUGUAUUGUACAGUCUGGAACAUUUUGUAAAAAGAAAAAAACAUCCUUGUUUAAAAUAAAGUCUUGAAUUUUUCAAA